Molecule: messenger RNA, 1261 nt
Organism: Hipposideros armiger (great roundleaf bat)
Lineage: Eukaryota; Metazoa; Chordata; Mammalia; Chiroptera; Hipposideridae
Gene: SSMEM1
Product: serine rich single-pass membrane protein 1
Exons: 3
Coding region: 501-1229 (242 amino acids)
Source: RefSeq, a predicted model, not a curated record
AAACUUACUACCUUUGGUAUCCAUGGGGAUUUGGUUCCAGGACUCCUUGGGGAUACACAAAUUCUCUGAUGCUCAAGUCCCGUGUAUAAAAUGGCGUAGAUCAAUGCAUACAGUCGGCUCUGCAUCCUUGGGCUCCCAAAUGCAGAUCAAAAACAGCACAGGUAUUUGUUGAAAAAAAUCCUAAUAUAUGUGGACCCGUGCAGUUCAAACUGAUAUUGUUUAAGGGUCUACUAUAGAUAUAUAUUUCAGGGAAAAAAAAGAUUAAGGCAGAACACACUAUAUCAAGUUAUGGGGGAAAGAACAUAAACUUUCAUAGAGGUAAUGCAGAUAAAUCUUCCCCAAAAUUAGAAAUCCAAGAAGUGUUUGUCAGUUCCUGUUAUAGUUGCUGAAGUGUAUGUCAUAAUAGGUUGCCAAGGAAGUUGUCGUACACAUGGAGUGAAGUACUUCCCAGUCAUCUUCAUCCCUUCGAGCAUGUUUUAUUUCUGACACCAGAAGCCAUCAUGGGAGACCUUUUUUCCUUAUUUUGGGAGGUGGAUCCUCCUCCCAUACCUUUAAGUUUUACCAUUCCAAAUCAAGAUUAUCAGUGCCGGAAGGAUGACUCCUGUGGGACCAUAGGGAGCUUCCUGCUUUGGUAUUUUGUUAUUAUAUUGGUCUUGAUGUUCUUCUCUCGGGCUUCUAUCUGGAUGUUUGAGAAGAAAAAGGAUGAAGACACUGGGACAAGCACUUCAGUAAGUAAAGCAAGCCAAGAUGCUUCCUAUAAGCGGCCAAACAAACAUGGUGUCUGGGACUCUUUACAAAUGAUGAAAAAACCGAAGCAGAGCCAACUGACCCCUGUAACUGACUCAGAAGUGGCUUUGGUCAAUGCCUGUCUUGAACAAAGACCAGCCAAGCAACAUUCUCAGUUCAGCCAGAUGACUCAGACCCAACCUGACAGCGAUACAACAGAGUAUGGCAGCGAAGAAUCUAACUCGGGAGCCUCCUCAUGGAAGGAGAGUGAAAGUGAGACCCCAUCGCCUGCCAGUAUUAAGAAGAGGAAAAAUAUAGCUCAGAGGCAAAAGAAUGUGGGAAGUUAUCAAAUCAGGGAAAGGCCCUGCCUCCACUGCCAAGCCAUGAGAACCAAUGAGUGGUUGAUACGCCAUUUCCUUCAAAACACUUCAGUAACAGUCCUAAUGAAGAGAGAGAUUCAAGAGGAAAAUUCUGUACCUGACAUUAAAACAAAAAUACAGUAAAUUUUGAAUUUCAUCAAAUCCAUACCUUACUU